AUGCCAGAUUAUUUAGGCGACGACCAGAGAAAAAUUAAAGAAGAGGAGAAAGAGGACGCACCCAUUAGAGCUUUGGACGAAGGAGAUAUCGCCCUUCUGAAAACCUAUGGGCAGAGCACUUACUCGAGGCAAAUCAAACAAGUGGAAGAUGACAUUCAGCAACUGCUCAAGAAAAUCAAUGAACUCACAGGCAUUAAAGAGUCGGACACAGGCCUGGCUCCUCCGGCGCUGUGGGACUUGGCUGCGGACAAGCAGACUCUGCAGAGUGAGCAGCCCCUGCAAGUGGCCAGGUGCACAAAAAUCAUCAACGCUGACUCAGAGGACCCUAAGUACAUCAUCAAUGUCAAACAGUUUGCAAAGUUUGUGGUGGACCUAAGCGACCAGGUGGCUCCGACAGACAUCGAGGAGGGGAUGAGGGUCGGUGUGGACAGGAACAAGUACCAGAUCCACAUCCCACUGCCCCCCAAGAUCGACCCCACCGUCACCAUGAUGCAGGUGGAGGAGAAGCCCGAUGUGACCUACAGCGAUGUUGGAGGCUGCAAAGAGCAGAUUGAGAAACUUAGGGAAGUGGUGGAGACGCCCCUGCUGCAUCCAGAGCGUUUUGUGAACCUGGGCAUCGAGCCUCCCAAAGGCGUGCUGCUGUUCGGACCCCCAGGCACUGGCAAGACCCUGUGUGCCCGGGCCGUGGCCAACCGCACUGAUGCCUGCUUCAUCCGCGUUAUCGGAUCUGAGCUUGUGCAGAAGUAUGUGGGAGAGGGGGCGAGAAUGGUCCGUGAGCUCUUUGAGAUGGCGCGCACCAAGAAGGCCUGCCUCAUCUUUUUUGAUGAAAUCGACGCCAUUGGGGGCGCGCGCUUUGACGACGGUGCUGGCGGGGACAACGAGGUGCAGAGGACCAUGCUGGAGCUCAUCAACCAGCUGGACGGUUUCGACCCCAGAGGAAACAUCAAGGUCCUGAUGGCCACAAAUAGACCAGACACCCUGGACCCAGCACUGAUGAGACCUGGACGCCUGGACCGUAAGAUCGAGUUCAGCCUUCCUGACCUCGAGGGGCGCACUCACAUCUUUAAGAUCCACGCACGCUCCAUGAGUGUGGAGAGAGACAUCCGCUUUGAGCUGCUGGCCCGACUCUGCCCCAACAGCACAGGAGCUGAGAUCCGCAGCGUGUGCACAGAGGCUGGCAUGUUUGCCAUCAGAGCGCGCCGGAAAAUCGCCACAGAGAAGGAUUUCCUGGAGGCUGUGAACAAAGUAAUCAAAUCUUACGCCAAAUUCAGCGCCACUCCUCGAUACAUGACAUACAACUGA
Knipowitschia caucasica is the source of this 1302-nucleotide messenger RNA. Lineage: Eukaryota; Metazoa; Chordata; Actinopteri; Gobiiformes; Gobiidae. The record is from the annotation of a GenBank genome assembly.